AUGAGCAAAUACGGUCUGCAAGACCCAUCAGAGGUCAACCCCUUUGAUGAAAAGGCUCGGAUCCAGUGGCUGAGCGCCUAUCUGAGGGCUGAUGAGCAUUACUAUGAGAAGCGUUUGAUAGAGAGAUACCGCUUAGCCGUCAAAGUCGUCAGCGCCAAGUUGCAUGAGAAGGCGACAGAACAAGGCAUUGAGGCCCAUGAUGUGGGCAGGGUAUUCUUUGAGUACUUUGUCGACAAAACUGUCUGGAUGGACAUCUACAAACCCGCCGCAAAGAUCGAUCUGGCGCCUGGCUGGCCUUGGAAGGAAAACCCUGACUCCAAGGAUAUGAGCGAGGGCAGCUCCCUCAAGUAUCGAGCCUGGCGUGUUGAGAACAACCUUCCAGUCCCCGAGAACCCCGUUCCCGAUCCAAAUGCUCCGACUACUCAAUAA
Messenger RNA from Fusarium mangiferae, 429 nucleotides. RefSeq lists its product as uncharacterized. Lineage: Eukaryota; Fungi; Ascomycota; Sordariomycetes; Hypocreales; Nectriaceae. The record is from RefSeq and is a predicted model, not a curated record. The coding region runs from base 1 to 429 and encodes 142 amino acids. The transcript is spliced from 2 exons.